Messenger RNA from Xyrichtys novacula (pearly razorfish), 8498 nucleotides. Lineage: Eukaryota; Metazoa; Chordata; Actinopteri; Labriformes; Labridae. The record is from the annotation of a GenBank genome assembly.
AUGACAACACUGAACGGCCUGAGAGGAAGAGGAGAAACAGGGUUAGUUUUUAGUCCCCAAAGCCUGAAUGGAGAUGAAGACGAGAACGAAAACCCACCUGCGGUAAGCUCACUCAAAAAAGUUCACAGUUACAUCAGAAAGGAUUUACUUCAUUUUACUGUUUGUAACCAGGUUUUACUAAGUGUUUUCGCCCAGAACGGAGAGGUGGCCCUUUGCUUCUAUGACAGCACUGACUCCUCUUUACACUACAUGAAAGACACUCCUGACGACCACGAGCUCCACCUACUGGCCAGAGGUGAGAACUACACCACCUGCUGCAAACGCUAUAAACAAAGGCUGAUUUUAACAGAAAUUAUAAUUAAUUUUUGAACUAUAAUUUGUGCCUGCCCUAUUAAACUGUGUGUGUUUUUUCCUCCUUUCCAUUAUGUUUAGUCAUCCAGGAGGUUAAUCCCCAUGUUAUUAUUACCUGUGCAAAGCAGCAGCACUGCAUGGCACGUUUCCUUCAACAACUAAGUAAGUUUUAGGAGACAGAAGUAAUUUCACAAGAGAGUGGGUAAAAAGUAUAAUGUCACAUAUGUUUUUUUUUUCUUUUUUGCUUGUGAACACGAAGUCUGACUCUGAAGUGAAUUUAGGACACUUGACAGCAAGCUUGUAUAAUGAGCAAAAAUUGUUUCAAAUCUUGCACUCUUUUUUAUCAAGCUGUAAAUGAGCACAUCAUACUGACACUAUUCUUCAUUGAUUAUAAUUGUUUUUUUCACACCACCAAUAAUUUCCUUUUUACCUCUUUGGCGAAUUUAAGGUGCAAACCCACAAUACAAACCAGAAGUGGUUACCUAUCCGUUUGUUGACUUUGGUAAAUAUUCACCCAGCAAUGCUCAAAUUUGCUCACAAAGUUUAAGACAGGAUUUUCCAAAAAUAACAGAAGUUUGAAACCUGUCAUGAAUCUUACAGGUCUAGAGGUUGGUAAGCAGAGGCUGCUGUCGGCAAACCUUCCUUUCCUUCCUGCCUCCAUUUCGGAGAGAGACAAAAUGUCCUACCUCUCCUCCUGUAUCUCCUUUGACUUACCCCUGAUGGUGAGCCAUCUGUCCAAAUAUCAUCCUAUCAAUCAGCCAGUCCCUGUGCAGGACUUCUUGUGAGCUAUCCAUCAUUUUCUUGUGUUUUUCGUGUGUGUGUGUGUGUGUGUGUGUGUGUGUGUGUGUGUGCGUGUGUGUAGCUGAGGGCAGUGGGUGCUUUGCUCAAAUGUCUGGACAGGAGGAGAGUGGGAGUGGAGCUGGAAGACAGCAGUGUUGGAGUUCCGAUCCUGCAGUUUCACGCCUACACACUGUGAGACACACAUUUAUUUAGUUUUGCGGACACACACACACACACACACACACACACACACACACACACACACACACACACACACACACAGAUAGAGCUGCGAUAACACAUUGUCCCUAAUGAGUUUCUCAAUGAACAGUGCCUUUCACUGCUCUGUAUUCAGCUACUCAAAUAAGCAGUAUUGUUGUAUAUUUUAGGCUCUGUGUCAAGUCUUUCUAUUUGAUCAAAAGUAAAAGACAUCUGUCACAUGUAAUGCUGGAGUUUUCAUGCACAACAAAUCUUGCUUGCUUUGUUUCUUUCCAUUACAGUAAAGGUGUUGUUUGCAUUGACCGAGACACCUACAGGUGAGAGUUUCAGCAUAGUCUCUGUAACAUUAAGCGUUGUUUAUCCUAGAAGCUGACUCUUGACUCCUGAAUCUCUUUUCACUUUAUAGAGAAAUUGAUGUAUCACGACUAUUAACUUAACAGAAGAUAUUAACCGUUGUCAUAAACUUACUUUUCUGAAACCUUCCAUUUUUCAAUUAUCUAUAACAUGCAGUUUUUCAGUCAGUCAACAAAGUUUUAAUUUUCAAGCUUUAAUUCAUAACAUGUUAUCACAAGAUUCCAAAGUGAUAGCUACUGUACAAAGAGUUUUGACUUGUGUUUUAUAUUCUUGUCUUUGCUGCUAUUUCCAUAAUGUGGUUUGGCACCUUUGGUGAUAAACACUAUUUCUAUAAAAUUAAUAAACAAGUCAAAUUGCGGUACAUACACCAUGUUUAUCUUCAGAUAAGGCUGGCACAAAUAAAAAAAAGAAAGUAAUGAAGCUCUCAUGGUUGACUUUGCAUUUGUUUCAGUGUUCUGCAAAUCUUUAAGUCAGAACUUCACCCGUCGGUAUACAAGCUGCACUCUGGUGAAAAAGAAGGACUCAGUCUUUAUGGUAUGACCCCGUGAAGGUAACAACCCAUUCUGUGUCCUCUAGUUGUGUUUGCAUGAACUGCUAGAACUAAUUGUAUGUUGCAGGGAUACUGAACCGCUGCAGGUGCAAGUUUGGUUCCAAACUGCUACGGUGAGUAACAAAUCUCACAAACAUCCAGAUUUAGAUUUAACUAAAAAGUAAGAUUAAGACAUCAGUUUCUAAUAUUUAAACAAUUACCUAAUAUUUUAAAGUUGAUUUGUGGUUGAGGACAUGAAACACAAUAAAAAAAAAAACAUAACCAAAGCAACAUAAUAAACUAAAGUUUACUUAGAAACACUUAAGUAGUUUGUGAUUCAGGCAGAACAUUUAUGUUUGAAUCAAGGAUGUCAAAGUUUGUUGCUGCUGCUUGUGUCUACAGCAAUUAAAUCCCCCACCCCCUUCUUAUUGCAUCAUCUGUUUUUGGUGCUGUCAACAAUUUUAUUAUCAAGACACAGAUUUUAAUCCCAGCUUUAACUUUUCAAACACACAACUUUCAUUUAAAAUGUGGAUUUUACACAAUUGUAUUUUUUAAAAUCAUUUUUAUUUUAGUAGAAGUAGUACAGAUUUAAUGAAUGUCCCCUCAUCUGUUAGUGAGUGGUUUCUGCGGCCAACACAGGACUUGGCUGUGUUACGCAGGAGACAGGAAGUGAUUUGUUUCUUCACGUCACCCCGGAACUCUGACACCCUGAGCACCCUGCAGUCCUCACUGCGCAACAUCAGCAACAUACCCGUAACAAGCAAUGACCUCCUUUGUUCUCUACAUCUGUUAACAUUUAUUCUUUUCCCUGCUGUGUCACCCACUGAUCAUGGAAACUUUGUCUUGCCCUAAAGCUAUUCUGUCUAUUUGUGUGUUUGUGUGUGUGUGUAUGUGUGUUUAUUAGACUCUUCUGCGCAGGAUGUCUCUCUCUCACACCAAAGUCACAGACUGGCAGAGUCUCCACAAGGUUGGACCUACAGCACUGCCACAUUCCUUCUUGGAGGUUCUGUGAAACUUGAACAACAUGUUGUGUUUGUGUGUUUUUGUCAGACACUGUACAGUAUGGUGUGCAUCAUGGACACAGUGCGACACUUGCCUCAGUCCAUUCAGCUCUUCCAUGAUAUUAGUGACGGCUUCUCUGAUGACCUCCACUACAUUGCCUCCCUCAUCAGCCGUGUGGUGAGACACACCUUGAUUCACAGCUGUAAAUCUUGGAUAAAUCUUGACCAGAUUUUUUAGGAAAAUUUCAGUGUGAGCAGGUACUACUCCACUUUUAGGUGGAUUUUGAGAGCAGCAUAGCAGAGAACCGCUUUACUAUCAAGCCUAACGUGGACCCGGCAAUCGAUGAGAGUAAGAACCUUAAUACUGAAAUUAAAUCUGGUGUGUAUAAAUAAUAAGAUGAUAUAUUUCAUGGUCAGCUAAAAAUUUGAUUAAAUCUCUUAAUUAAAUCCUUCCUGUUUCAGAGAAGAGGCAGAUGAUGGGCUUGUCUGACUUCCUGACAGAUGUAGCAAGGAGAGAGCUUGAACACCUGGACAAUCGCAUCCCCUCCUGCUGUGUCAUCUACAUCCCUCUGGUCUGAGUUUAACAUCUACACCACUUCCAGCUGAAAUUCAUCUUCCUAACAGUUACACUUUUAUUUGUUUUUGUCCUGAAUCAUACUACAUAAUCUGUUGUUGUCACAAAGAUAUUGCAGAAUCAGUUUCAGUCGAGCAUCUCACAGGUCAGCAAGAGUCAAUGAUGAAUUUCUCCAUGUAGAUAGGGUUCCUGCUCUCUGUCCCUCGCCUUCCCAGCAUGGUAGAGAAAGAGGAUUUUGAGAUAGAGGGGCUUGAUUUUAUGGUUUGUGUGUGAGCUUGUUUAUAUUUCUUGAUUUGUUUGCAUUUUUUGAAAAUGACCUCUACACUAGCCCUACUACACUUUUUCAUUGUGUUUAUGUGUGUGUGUGUGGGGGGGGGGUAGUUUCUGUCAGAGGAUCGUCUGCACUACCGCAGCCAGAGAACUAAAGAGCUGGAUGACCUUCUUGGAGACUUGCACUGUGACAUUAGAGGUAAUUUAUCAAAACUUUUGCCCCUCUAUUUUGUAAUCAAAUAUACUGAAGUCAACAAAAGCACUUCCUGUUUUCCAGACAUGGAGACAGCAGUGAUGACACAGCUGCAGAACACAAUUCUGGAGAGGAGUGCAUCCAUCUACAAGGUUUGUUUGCAUCCCCUCCAGGCACUUGGUUAUGCAUGUUUUUGGUGUCUGUUGUGACCAGAAUUAAAGUUUCUUUUGAAUGUGCCACAAACUAUAAUAAUGAAACAGGUCUGUAGGUUUCUGCAAAUAGGUGGUAGUCCAUUACAGGCUUUAAAUGCUGAUUUUAUGGCUUUUUUUUCCAGACAGAAAGUACAUUAGAGUCUUGCCCCGAAUAACUGUUUAUAAUACUGUGGCAGAUUUCAGCAUUGCAGUUAAAUUAACAGCCUUUAUGAAAACACAGACUUACAGUGUUUUCCUAUUACCUAUUAAGAUUUAUUAGAGUAGAAUUUAACAUCACCCCACUUUCACUGCAAACACACAGAUUCCAAAACAGCAAAAAUCAAAACAUCCAAAACAAAUUCUUUUUUUUUUUUUUGCAAUCUCAUUCAAGGUUUUCUGAACUCUCAAUUACAGACAUGAAUGUUUUCCCUUCAAAUGUGGCUAAAUACAACUCAAUAAGUCAUGCAGAGUACUCAUAAGUCUGUGAAUACAAGCGCCUCACUUUCAUCUACAACCAGCUCUGUAAAGAGGACAGUCAGUCCCUUUAUUGUGUGUUUUGUAGGUUCUGGAUCUUACUGCUGAGCUGGACUGUUUAAUGGCUAUGAGCAGCGCCUCUCAAGAAUACGGCUACACCUCGCCAAAACUAACCAGCCAAAGGAGUAUAACAGUCAUACAGGGAAGGUAAGCCUUUAAUUAAGAAGCAGGAAUUGUGUUUAUUUAGGAAUGCAGUGUGUGAUUCAUAAAGGUAUUUUUAAAAAACAUUUUUUCUAGACACCCUCUCUUAGAGUUGUGCUCCCCUGUAUUUGUGGCCAACUCCUUCCAGAGCUCUGAGUCGCACAGCAGAGUAAAAAUUAUCACUGGGCCAAACUCAUCCGGCAAAAGCAUCUACCUCAAACAGGUAAGCCAGUCAGAAAUUACCUUCUGGUCUUCACAGUUGCUUCUAAGUUUAAUAUUAUGAGUCGUGGAAAGAGUGGUGACAUUUAGGUCUUCAUCAACUCAACGAUAUCUGCCUUAGCAUGUCUGUGUAUGUGUAUGUGUAUUACCCCACAGUUACAUAGGCCUGCUGGCUUGGAAUUUGCUUGUCAUUGGUGGGUUUGGGAUUUUGAGAUCACUGUUUUUGUUUUGUUUUUCUGGACAAUGAGGGCUGUUUCACUAAGAAUGCAUUGUGGCUGCUCGUAACAUCAAGAAUUGGGCAUUAUUUGCGCCUGCUCUCUGCAGUGUUUCAUGGUCUAGUUCACAAAGCAAAUAGCUGAUCUCCAUUCUCUUUGUUUCAAGUUACACCAUCCCUUUUUGAUUUGUCUUUGGCAGGUGGGUCUUAUAGUGUUCAUGGCUCUGAUCGGCUCAGACGUGCCUGCUAAGGAGGCAGAGAUCGGUCUUGUAGAUGGGAUCUUUACCCGCAUGCAGAGCAGAGAGUCUGUGUCUGUGGGCCUUAGCACCUUCAUGAUAGACCUAAACCAGGUACCCAAGACACUCACACAAGCUUUAUUGUGUAUGUGUGUGUAGGUGUGGAAAUAAAAGAUGUGAACUUUCAACACUACUGGCCUCCAGCUUCACUCCCACUUUCCACCUGUCAAGACAUUUUUAUGCAGAAACUACAGCCUACAACCAAAACACACACCAAACAUACACACACUAAGAUAGCACAGUGUGGUAUAACAGUUUGUGUGUCUAUUCUCCAGAUGGCCCAGGCUGUGAACAGCAGCACCGGCAACUCAUUAGUUCUUGUUGAUGAAUUUGGAAAAGGAACCAACACGGUAAGAAGAAACGUGCUCCUACCCUUUGUGAACACAAUACAUAUGUAGACUCUUAACAAGGACACACAGUGUCAUCAAACUCAAAGAGCCUGGAAACAGUUUCAGACGAUACUCUGCCAUUUGGAGCUGCAGCACGAACAGACCUUUAGUUCAGCCCAACAUGUGCGACCUAUGAGGAGCAAAAUAGCGGCUGCUGUCGAGACCUUGAGGUGAACAAUAGAGGUGUUAAUGUUUGCCACCUACAGAUAAGGGCUGUAAUAAUGCAGCAUUGGGGCUUGAACUAGAGGUGUGGAUAAAGGUCAGAAGAAAUACAUCAAUGAAAAUGAUUGAAGUGGCCUAAAAGGGUCCGUUUCAGUCCUCUUCAUUGAUACUAAAAAUAAGAGUUUGAUUUCAAUAUAAUAAACAUUUUUAUUCUGACCAAAGACAGUAAGAGGUAGCCUAUAUUGAUGGAACAGAGAGUAUCUGUUGUACCACUUGGCUUUAUUCAGCAUAACAACAUUUUUAACUCAUUGUGAAGCUGUCUCUCUAACAAAGUUAGUGUUUGAGUCUCCACUCACCGCUCUAACAGCUGUGUUUUAGCUGCAGCAGGCAGAUGUUUUCAGCUAAAAGAUGACUGUAUACUUCUUUCUUCCCACCAAACAGCCAGCCCACUCAAUUAACAACUGGCUAGUGAGUGUGGUGGUCACCAAAAACAGCUAAGAGAGUAAACAGGCUUGAUUUGUUCCAGAAAAAGGAACUAGAUGAAUGCUCUUUCUGUUCUUGCUGUGUUGCACUUACUCUCAACUGUAUGUUGCUUUGGACAAAAGCUUCUGCUGAAUAACAUUGUAACUGAUGAAUAAUCUUUACCAUUGUUGUAGUUACAGGGUUAAUUUAAUGAGCUCUAGGUGAAAAAAGGGGGACAUCUGUUCGGUGGACCUUUAAAUCCACUGACACUGGGUAGGAAUGUCAUGUUAAUUGGUUUAUUGGUGGAACCAGCUCAGCCUCGUGCUAUCAUGAGUUAAAAGCUUAACCUUAUAAGAGCUAAGGGUAUUAAACAGACUAAACACUGUCAUGUCAUGACUUCUAGAUAAGUUACUGCUUCAAACAACGUGAAGAUAAAAGAGUCAAAGUGACAUGUGUGAAAUGUCCACCUCUAGAAGUUGUUUGUUUCAGCCUUUAUGUCCAAUGUGGAUGUAUUUUCUGUAUCACAGAGGUUUGUUUUGCUUUGAUAAGUGACACACACAAACACUCAACAUCUCACCACUCGAUGAAAAAGUUCUGGGACUUUAGUGUAACUCUUAAUGCUCCUUUAAUCAAUCAGUGACAUUUGUGUUAAUUUACACUUUUCAAAGAGAUACAGAAAAACUUGAUUAACAGCAACUUCAUUAAUACAGUGUAAUGCUGUCUAUACAGGUGGAUGGAUUGUCCUUGCUGGCUGCAUCUAUCACUCACUGGUUGAGAACAGCUCCGGUGAAUGUCCCACAUGUGCUGUUGGCCACCAACUUCCAUAGUUUGCUGCAGCUUGGCCUCCUACCAUCCUCCAACCUGCUGUCUCUGCUGGUACUAAAAAAAAGUCUUCUUCUCUGAUCUGAUAGAGUGUAGCCCAAAGGAUUUUGUAAAUGCAGAUUCCUGGUGGUAGACUGAUGCACUAUGGUAUAAUGUUGAAAGGAAAACUUCCAAGGGACUAAUUGGCUUUAGGGCUUCUCUUGAGAUUUGUUAUACACCAUUAAAAGUUCAUUUAAUAAGUAUGACGAUUUGUUUGUUUGUCUGGCUGCAUAUUAAUGUGUGUUUGCGUAGACUCUAGAGACAGCAGUGGAUGGUGAUGAGUUGGUGUUUUUGUACCAACUGAAAGAAGGGAUCUGUCAGUCCAGCUACGCUGCCAACAUCGCCACUCUGGCCGGCCUGCCAAACAGCCUUGUACAGAGAGGAGUGGAGGUAAACACACAGAGACAAACACAGAUAGAUACUUACACAGAAAGAUUGUUUCUGGAUCUGUGUGUCUGGUUAGGUGUCUGAAUUGUACAGGACAGGACGACCCGUCAAACGAAUUAACAGGGCGACAUCAGAUGCGCAAGCAAACAGGUUUGUCACAUUCAGCUGCACAGAAUGGCAAAAAUUAAAAAAAAAAAAUAUUAAAGUCGAGUGUGUCAAAAAGAUGAGUUUGUGUUUGUGUGACUGACAGAUGCAAGUCCUUGGUGGAGAAAUUCCUGAACCUUGACCUGGAGGACAAAGAUUUGGACCUUCAGCAUUUCAUGAAAGAGGAGCUCCUGCCCUCUGCUGGGGAGCUGCUGAACCGCAGUUGA